AUGGCUUCAACUGCUUCGUCAAAAGUCAGCGCUUCAGCUCUAGCUUAUCCAACACUCCCUCCUUCCCGCUCUCUCAUCCCUGCCCAGUCCAGCUCCACAAGUCAAGUUCGCCACCGACGCGUGAAUCUCCUUCGAGAUGUCGACACCGCACAGGUUCCCUUGGUUUCUGUCAACGGAGAGAGCAUAUCCAGAAAUGAACAUCACCGAUGGCCUUUGUCCAAGGAGAGAUUUGCCGAGCUGCAAGGAAAUGACAUGCAUUUGCUUCCGAAACGGACAUUGUAUCGUGUCAGAGAGUAUGGAUAUCCUAGAACAACAGAGCACCAAUCGUCGUUUCCCAGAGACAGCAGACUACCACGCGCUCCUGAUAUCUUAUCACCCCAUGUCCCUGACAAAACCGUAACGGCGGUCAUUACAACAAUGCUGGUACUAAGAGUGCAAUUCGCGGGACCCAUAGAUCUGGCCAACGAUGAGCAUUAUCAGAGUUGGGCUAAGUUUCAGAAGGCCGGAGAAGUCGUGGAAGAGAUAAGAAGACACGGAGCAGACGAAUAUAUCAUAGAGAUGGGUCUUGCAGGCUUGGAUGCUCAGCUUCCCGAUCAACUAACAUGCUGUGCACGGGCGAAGGGCACCUCCGUCGCGGUGCAUCCUUCAUUUAGCGGGCUGUGCAGACUGCUGAGGAUAUACAUAGAGCAAGGAGGCGAGGCAGGAUGCAUCGGUGGUCCCGAUUCAGGUACAUUUAACAUGGAAAUACCAGCUGUCACAAUGGCACAGUAUACGGCAGGGGCUCAUGUAGAGAACUGAGCAGAUCCGCAAAAAAUACUCUGCCCACACACUUUUGGCAUUUGUGUGACCAUCAGUUUGGUCAUUAAGACCACGUCGUCAAAAUACCUCUGUGGUGUAAGGGAUUCUCCUCUGACUAUGUCACGGGGGUGUCAUUUUUCCUAAAUGCGGUGCAAAACAGCCAUAUAGUAGCCUGUACAGUGCCGGUUACGUGGAUGCUCGUGGUUGUGACGUUUUGAUCACCCUGGUACGACAGUUUUUCUGCACGAUUCGCACUUCUAGAAGACAAAGGAUGGUACAUCGGGAAGUGACGAGACUAGAGCUCAAGUUGAAUCCGAGCACCAAUAUGCAUGCAGGUAGGUGAUGAGCCUGAGACACUAGUCUAGUGGUAUCGGACGUAGAAAUGCUGCAGAUAGG
This is a messenger RNA of Suillus plorans, 1194 nucleotides long. RefSeq lists its product as uncharacterized. NCBI's taxonomy places the organism in Eukaryota, Fungi, Basidiomycota, Agaricomycetes, Boletales, Suillaceae. The coding region runs from base 1 to 798 and encodes 265 amino acids. The transcript has 6 exons. The record is from RefSeq and is a predicted model, not a curated record.